Molecule: messenger RNA, 4234 nt
Organism: Sardina pilchardus (European sardine)
Lineage: Eukaryota; Metazoa; Chordata; Actinopteri; Clupeiformes; Clupeidae
Gene: camk1db
Product: calcium/calmodulin-dependent protein kinase 1Db
Exons: 11
Coding region: 357-1556 (399 amino acids)
Biological process (GO): peptidyl-serine phosphorylation
Cellular component (GO): intracellular anatomical structure
Molecular function (GO): calmodulin binding; ATP binding; calcium/calmodulin-dependent protein kinase activity
Source: RefSeq, a predicted model, not a curated record
UCAAUGUGUAGCUCAGGAGUGUUCACAGAAGGCAUUGGAAAGAAGAUGAAGGCUGUCUGUAACAUCAUUAUUCAAACAAUAAGGUAGUCUAACUCGGCGAACGUGACAACUCAGAGGGCACCUCGGUCAAUUUGCCUAGAGCAGAUUAGUACGAUAACGUGUGCGCGCGACGGGGCGAACCCCUUUAGCUGAGCAAGGUGAAGGGUAUCACUUCUGGCAUCACACAAGCACAGUUUAAACAGACUGGGAAAACACCGAAAGGAAAGAAUUACAUUCGGUCACUGUUACUGUCAGUGAAGCGCUAGGAGUACCCAAAUUUGAUCGUGCUCUCGCAUAUUGGAUUCCCUGGUUCAGUGAUGGCCAGGGUGAACCAAGAACCUGUGAAUGGAUCCUGGAAAAAGCAAGUCAAUGACAUCCACGAUACAUUCGAGUUCAAGGAGACCCUUGGCACCGGGGCGUUCUCUGAAGUGGUCCUUGCCAAGGAGAAGGCUACAGGGAAGAGGUUUGCGGUGAAGUGUAUCCCCAAGAAGGCGUUGAGGGGGAAGGAGAGCAGCAUUGAAAAUGAAAUCGCCGUGCUCAGGAAGAUAAAGCAUGAGAACAUUGUUGCCUUGGAAGAUAUCUAUGAAAGUUCACAUCAAUUGUACCUCAUCAUGCAGCUAGUAUCUGGGGGUGAGCUCUUUGAUCGUAUUGUUGAGAGGGGAUUCUACACAGAGCAGGAUGCCAGCACAUUAAUCAAGCAGGUCUUAAAUGCAGUUAACUACCUCCAUGAAAUGGGCAUAGUCCACCGUGAUCUCAAGCCAGAGAACCUGUUAUACUUCAAUGAUGAAGAUGAGUCCAAGAUCAUGAUCAGUGAUUUUGGCCUGUCUAAGAUUGAGAGCGCGGAUGUCAUGUCAACUGCUUGUGGGACCCCAGGAUAUGUUGCACCUGAGGUUCUUGCCCAGAAACCCUAUGGGAAAGCAGUGGACUGCUGGUCUAUUGGAGUCAUCGCAUACAUUUUAUUGUGUGGAUAUCCUCCAUUUUAUGAUGAGAAUGACUCUAAGCUCUUUGAGCAGAUUUUAAAGGCAGAAUAUGAGUUUGAUGCACCAUACUGGGAUGAUAUAUCAGAUUCAGCUAAAGAUUUUAUCAGUAAUCUGAUGCAGAAAGAUCCAGACAAGCGAUUAACUUGUGAAGAGGCUCUGCAGCAUCCGUGGAUAGCUGGAGACACUGCACUUUCCAAGAACAUCCAUGAAUCUGUCAGUCGGCAGAUUAAGAAAAACUUUGCAAAAAGCAAAUGGAGGCAAGCCUUCAACGCCACCGCGGUGAUCCGCCACAUGCGGCGCCUGCAUCUGAGCAGCAGCCUGAGCAGCAGCGUGGACACCGCAGCACCCCAUCUGGAGGGCCACCCCUCCAUGCCGCUCAAGAGCCAGUCUGUGGACUGCGCGCCGGUCAUCCACACAGAAUCUGUGCCCGCUACACCAGCAGCCUGCAGCAUUGAGUCGACCGGCUCCCCAAGCUCAGCCGAACCCCGCCGGACAAGACCCUCAACCGUCACCACCAUUCACACCGGCAGCAAAUGACAGCAGACCCCCAGGGAGAGUAGCAGGGAGGCCGCGACAGCAUAAAAGAUGUCAGGCUCAGCCCUUUAUCUCCCCAGUCCCCUCUCUUUUUGCUGAGGCUCCCAGUUUGUGGAGGAAGGGGGAUGUCGUUUGUCUGCGGGGCCCAGAUUUGGAACGUCCUGCAGCGUGGAGGUGAGUGGUACAGUAUAGCAGUUGACCCCUUACAGAGUUGGCCUUAACUCCAGUCUGUCUGAUGGGCUCAUGGAGGGCGUAUCAGAGGUGGCUGGUCUUGCACAUUUCAGAGGCCAACCAUACAAUGGGAUUCCCAUUUGAGUGUAACUAAAGCUGCCGUGAGACUCAUUGUCAUUGUUGGAAUAGGAGGCUGGACAGUUCAAGAAGCAUUCUGCAGUUUAGACUUCAGACAUACAUCUGUAGCAGUCAUUGCAUUCACUGGUAUCAGAGUUUGUGCAUUUAAUGAUGUGUUUACGGGAUGUGCAUUUACACCAUGCUAUGUGCUGGGUCCAGAUAAUUGUGAACAAAAAUAUAAAAUAUUUGAAAGUAUACAUUUUCAUCGUUUUGCAGAAAAUGUAUAUUUUCAACAUUUUCAGUAAUGUGUUGUUGUUCAACAUAUGACAUUCAAUAUGGUGUGAAGCUACUAUGCUUUACUUGGUUUGAAUAAUGCUUUUGUAUGACCAUUUCCUCUAAACUGAGGGUGAAGUUUCACUGUGGACGGUUUUUUGUUAGAUGUUUGUAAAUCUGUAGUAUUUUCUUUUGCUCUUGUAUUGCUUUGUGAGGGUGAGGAUAUUAUCGUGCUUUAUAUUACACAUCAUAUAUUAUUUGUUCUUUGCUCUUAAAUAACUUGGCAUUAUUAUAUUUUAAUCCCAUAUGCACACUCAGGAAUUGUAGUAGCUCACAUCCACUAAAUUCGAUUGAGGUUUUUUUUUUUUUUUUUGUCGGCCACGGCAAAACUUUUAAUGAUGGAGUAUUUUUCCAAUAGACAUUAAUUUACAUAAUGACUAAGGUAUGUCACAUAAUACAGUAGUACUGUGGACUUAAGAAUAUAUCCAACACCUACUAUUAGAUAUUAAUUUGAUUUAUCAAAACGUUACAAGUUAGAUUCCAGUACAGGACGUCAGCUUCCAUUUAAGCACAGGUUUCAUAGGACUUCACCCAAGCCAAUGGUUUUGAUUCUAUAAUGGGCCAUGUAUACUUGCGCUCUUGGAGGGGACUCAUCUCUUUGGAAUCAGUGCUAUCUGUUAUGUGGUUCAGAUAAAUGUAUUUCUAAAUGGCUGGUAUUUAUUAGUGAGGGUGUAGAUCGUUUUAAAGAGUCAUUGUAACAACUGUGAUCAGGUUAUUUUGCACUAACAAUCUAUAUUGUGCUUUAAAUGUAGAGUUCAGUGGACAGCUUUCGAUGGUAGAGGGAGCUAUAUCAUUUCAUAUUAAAUCCAAUAGCCAGUGAAGUGCACACAGUUGAUUAAAAAAACCAAACUAUUUCAAACUCUUAUUAGUUAAGGCCCAUUCACACCAAGAACCACAACUAUAACAAUUACAUUUAAAAAGUAUCGUUCCAGCUAAUACAAAGGCAACAUCCGCUAUAAUGAUAAAAACAUGAGGAAUUAAAUUGUCAGGGAUCUCUUUCAUAGCGACUUUUAGAGCGAUAAAAAGCUGACAGCCAAUCAGAAAUCAUUGAAUUUUAGAUAAGAUAAGUAAAAUAAAUUCAACAAGAGGAGAGACUUCACUUAUGGUUGGUCUGUGUGGACGCUCAUAUUGUCUUAGCAACAGUUAUCAUUCUUGGUGUGAAAGGCCCUUUAGGCUUCCAUUUACAUUUUGGUUAUGCUACUGAUCAUAACUUUUUAACUUUUAAAACUCAUGGGCAUAAAAGUAGCUUCACCACUUUUUAAAGUAUGAGUAUUAAAAAGUAUUUCAACCGAAUCAUUUUGGUCAUCAACAGAAGUAAUCUAUCUCAAGUAAUUCUACAGUAUUUAUGUUUUUAUGAUUUGCCCUCUGAUAUGCCUUUUCCUUCAGUGAAUGUCAGCUAUUUUUUCACAAAUUACUUGAUCAGGAAUCCUUCAGGAUUCCAUUCCCAUUUCCCACUGUCAAUGUUCCAUACUGUUUAGACACCGGAGUGAAUCAUUUAACACAUCUAAAAACAUUAUUGCGUUGCCCAUUUUGUUGAUUUUGUUAUUAUCAUUCCAACUGUCGUAUUUGCUGCUUGUAUCUGAGUCAUCUGAGUUCUUAGCUCUACAACUGCCUCUAAUCUUUCCUCUAACCUUCCCUUAUAUCUUUGAUUAUCUGACCCCUGCCAUCUUUAUGACCAGCAAAGAAAUGCAUUUGCACAAAUCAGUAAUGUUAUUCCAGUGCUCCAUCAGUCCUAAUGUAUUGUGUGGUAAAGUAUGGGGCUCUAUUUGAAUGCUUGCCUUUGUGUUUAAACGAUUGCCCUUGUGGUAAAUCAGGUGCCAAUUAAGAUGAAUUAACUCAAUGUUCCUGUCUUUACUAACUGUUCAAGUGGUAAGUGACCUAUACUAAUCAAUUAAAACUCCCCUGUACACCCUGCAAUGUAGUAGAGUGCUAUAUCAGUGCUGUUGUAAUGUAUUGUUAUGUGGUCAUAACAAUGCUUUGGACAAUCAUGUUGACUAUGUCCCAUUACCAAAGAUUAAAUUGGUUAUAUUUUCUUCCAAAUAAAACUGACCUAUAUCAAA